AUGAAGAAAGAAUUUGAAAUGAGCAUGGUGGGGGAGCUAAACUACCUCCUUGGUCUUCAAGUGAAACAACGAAAAGAUGGGAUAUUCAUAUCUGAAGAGAAAUAUGCCAAAAAUCUAGUGAAGAGAUUUGGUUUGGACUCUAGGAAACAUGCAUCUACUCCAAUGAGUUCCUCGGUCAAACUGAGCUCCAAUCCAAUCGAUGCGGAAGUAGAUCCAACCCUAUACAUAAGCAUUAUUGGCAGUCUUCUAUAUCUCACUUCAAGUAGGCCAGACAUAGCCUUCAAUGUUGGGGUAUGUGCUCGUUUUCAAACAGCUCCCAAAGAGUCUCAUAUGAUGGCGGUUAAAAGAAUCAUUCGCUAUGUCAAUGGAACAUCCGACUAUGAGAUUUGGUACUUAAAAGACUCAAAUGACUGCCUAGCCGAAUAA
This is a messenger RNA of Quercus lobata, 426 nucleotides long. RefSeq lists its product as uncharacterized. The transcript has a single exon. The record is from RefSeq and is a predicted model, not a curated record. NCBI's taxonomy places the organism in Eukaryota, Viridiplantae, Streptophyta, Magnoliopsida, Fagales, Fagaceae. The coding region runs from base 1 to 426 and encodes 141 amino acids.